GCUAAAGCUAACACUGUGUAUGUUCUGGAUCAUUCAUCUGUACAAAAUGGCUCCUAACAUAUUAAUUGUCAUUUCAGGCUCAAAAUAGCCAUUUUAUAUAGUGGUUCCAUUUUCCGUAUUUUAACUGUUAUUCACGGUAGCUUCCAAUUUGCUUCAUUUCGCGCACUAAACUUAUUAUACUCAUUAGCCACAUUAGCAUGUUUAAGCUAAUGAACUGCUGACGACACGCUCCGCACUUGUUAGCCGGUUUCUCCAAAAUAUGUCGCUACACGACGUGUAUCCGAGGGCGGGUAUCGACCCAGUUCUCGUAAGCGACCCACGCGUUAUCCAGAACUUGAGAGCCUUGGAGGAGAACCGUGGGUCCUCCAUUUUGACUAGCAUCCAGCAGGCAGGCAUCUACCACCGCAUAAGGAGGACACUAAUAGCAUGGAUGCUACAGGUGUGCGAGGAGCAGAAAUGUGAAGAGGAGGUGUUCCCGCUAGCGGUCCACUACCUGGACUCUUACCUGCGCAUCCAUGCCGUGGAGACGUGUGACCUGCAGCUUGUGGCCGCGGUCACCAUGCUGCUGGCCUCCAAGAUGAGAGAGACUGUUCCCCUCAUGCCCUGGAAGCUCUGCGUGUACGCUGAUGACUCCAUUUCGGUGGCAGAUAUCCUGCAGUGGGAAGCAUCUGUGGUUUCCAAGCUAGGCUGGGCCCUGGCGUCCGCCGUGCCCUCGGACUUUCUGGAACCGAUCCUUCACUCGCUAUCCUUUCUUGAAGCCCGGCACCUUCCCAGCCUGCGCCGACAUGUCCACUCUUACGUGGCCUUGGCAGCCAUCGAAUUGAAGUUUUCCGACUUCCUGCCUUCCACUCAUGCGUGUGCUUGCGUUUGCGCCGCUAGCCAGAGGCUCGGCGCGGCGGACUCGCCCGAAUCACUGCUCAAGUUCCUGGCCAAGCUCCUGGUCAUCGAUAUGGACGCUCUCCUCCUCUGCUACAAGCAACUACAGAAAGCAGUGGAUCUCACCCUGCAUUCUCCGAUCCGAGACACUGUUUGCACGUCGGAGGUCAGCCACGCCCUCGCCGAUGUUGCCGAUAGCCAGCUGGAAACUCCUCCCUCCCGGCACAGGCAAGUGUCAGCCACAUGCGAGAACAAGAUGGAGCAGGCCUAAAUGUGUUUUUACCCACACAUAAAUUUGAUUCGUAGCGUGGGGAUCGCAUAUGCGAGGAAUUUAUAGUAUUUCAAGAAAAAAGCUGCAUUUGAGCUUUGUCAUAUCGGUGAAAAAGCCUAUUAACAUUUUUUUUUCUGUGUAUUCAUAUCUUCACUUUAUUCCCACAAUUUUUUACCCCAAAAAUUCCAUCUUUAUUUAGUUUCGUUUCUAAUAAA
Doryrhamphus excisus (bluestripe pipefish) is the source of this 1362-nucleotide messenger RNA. The record is from RefSeq and is a predicted model, not a curated record. NCBI's taxonomy places the organism in Eukaryota, Metazoa, Chordata, Actinopteri, Syngnathiformes, Syngnathidae.